Messenger RNA from Cyprinus carpio (common carp), 2879 nucleotides. Its product is annotated as WD and tetratricopeptide repeats protein 1-like. Gene Ontology annotation, biological process: negative regulation of fatty acid biosynthetic process. Gene Ontology annotation, molecular function: protein binding. Lineage: Eukaryota; Metazoa; Chordata; Actinopteri; Cypriniformes; Cyprinidae. Bases 58 to 2055 code for a protein of 665 amino acids. The transcript is spliced from 15 exons. Gene Ontology annotation, cellular component: cytoplasm; Cul4-RING E3 ubiquitin ligase complex. The record is from RefSeq and is a predicted model, not a curated record.
CAGAGUUGCGGUGACUGCACAGAUGACCGCAGAUCUGUGGCUCCUGACCGGCCGCUGAUGACGUGCUGUGAGACCAUGACCCUGCGGAGCGUCACGCGUGAUCUCCUGCACCGCCAGAUCCAGGAGAACCGGGCUCUGGACUUCCAGAGACACUAUCAUGUGACCGACCCGUUUAUAAAGCGUCUGGGGCUGGAGGCCGAGCUACAGGGUCACACCGGCUGCGUCAACUGUCUGGAGUGGAAUGAGAGAGGAGACCUCCUGGCCUCGGGUUCAGAUGACCAGCACGCCAUCGUCUGGGAUCCGUUCCGGCACACCAAGCUCAUCACUAUGCACACGGGACACGCAGCCAACAUCUUCUCAGUGAAGUUCCUGCCUCACUCCGAGGACCGGAUCUUGAUCACAGGAGCCGCCGACACCAAGGUGCACGUGCACGACCUGACGGCGAAGGAGACCACUCACAUGUUCUCAGACCACACCAACCGCGUCAAGCGCAUCGCAGCGGCUCCCAUGUGGCCCAACACCUUCUGGAGCGCGGCGGAGGACGGCUUCAUUCGGUACGGAGACUUUCAGCUGCGCUUCAGACGGUUAGUGUUGUUAAUCGAUCUGACGGAGUAUUGUGGGCAGCUCGUGGAAGCCAAAUGUCUGGCCAUCAACCCUCGUGACAACAACUACCUGGCUGUGGGAGCCAACGGGCCCUUCGUCCGGCUCUACGACAUCAGAAUGAUCCACAAUCACAGGAAGUCUUUGGGUCAGAGCGCCUCAGCCGGAGUUCACACGUUCUGUGACAAGCAGAAGUCGAUACCGGACGGCGCGGGACAGUACUACGUGGCAGGGCACUUGCCGGUGAAGCUUCCUGAUUAUAACAACAGAUUACGAGUUCUGGUGGCCACCUACGUCACGUUCAGUCCUGACGGCACCGAGCUGCUGGUGAACAUGGGUGGAGAGCAGGUGUAUUUAUUUGAUCUGACGUUCAAACAGAGGCCGUACACCUUUCUGCUGCCCAAAAAAUGCCACACAUCAUCAGAGGUACAGAAUGGGAAGACGACCAACGGUGUGUCCAACGGGAUUCAUCUUCCCGCCAGCCGCCUCAAACUGGCUAAAGUCUCCAGUGAUCUUCCUCCUCAUCUGGAGCGGAUCAAGCAGCAGGCUAACGAUGCGUUCGCGCGCCAGCAGUGGACUCGAGCCAUCCAGCUCUACAGUCUGGGCAUCCAUGAGGCCGGACACAACGCCAUGCUGUACGGAAACCGCGCCGCCGCGUACAUGAAGAGAAAGUGGGACGGAGAUCACUACGACGCGCUGCGUGACUGUCUGAAGGCCUUGUCUCUGAACCCGGCUCAUCUGAAGGCACACUUCCGUUUAGCACGCUGCCUGUUCGAGCUCAAGUACAUCGCCGAGGCUCUGGAGUGUCUGGACGACUUCAAGGGCAAGUUUCCGGAGCAGGCGCACAGCAGCGCAUGUGACGCGCUCGACAGAGACAUCAAGGCGGCCCUCUUCUCUAAAGCAGAUUCAGCUGAGGACAAGAAGGGGAACAGCGCCGUGCGCUUCCAUAGCUUCAGCCGGAAGGAGUCCAUCCCGGAGGACGAGAUCGUGCUGAGAGAGCGGAGCUUCGACUACAAGCAUCGCUACUGUGGACACUGCAACACCACCACAGAUAUUAAAGAAGCCAACUUCUUCGGGAGGUCAGUUUACUCAAAACAUUGGUUAUUUAUCUGGGAGAAAGAGACGACGAACCUGGUGCGGAUCUUACAGGGGGACGAGUCUAUAGUGAACUGCCUGCAGCCGCACCCCAGCUACUGCUUCCUGGCCACCAGCGGCAUCGACCCCGUGGUGCGGCUCUGGAGCCCCAGACCCGAGUCGGAGGAGAAGGAGAACGGUCGGGUCGUGGAGGACAUGGAGAGCGCCGCUCAAGCCAACCAGAGACGCAUGAACGCAGAUCCGCUGGAGGUGAUGCUGCUGAACAUGGGCUACCGCAUCACGGGUCUGAGCAGCCGCGGCACGGAGGGCUCCGAUGAUGAAGAGAGCUCGGAGAGCCAGGUUCAGUGCCGCUCCAGCUAGAGCCUUCAGAUAUUAACUGUGUGAAUGCUGCCGCGCCGCACUAUGAGAGCACCAGCUCCUCCAAGUGAAGUCCAAGCACUUCUAGAUCAGUAUCUGCAAAGUUAAAGCUUGUUCUCAAACUCGCAAAGUCUUUCUAACGCGGGGCUUGCUUUUGGACACGAUUUCGUCUCGCUUUGUUUCUUUUCUGAAAAGCAGCAGAGGACAGUGUUAUUGUUCACGAAAAUAUGUUUAUAGGUCCGCAGCACUUUCUUUUUGAAAUACAUUUUUGAAAAAUAAACAGUGUUUAUGUUCGACCCAGACUUGCAUCGUGGCUUGAGCCGGGUUUCCUGGGACUGAGAAUGUUUGUUGAUGAUGUUGACGAUGAUGAUGAUGAUGAUGAUGAUGAUUCGUUAUUAUUUUUUUACCUCCUUCCUCAUCAGCACGAGCAGGACGUCUUGCCCGUUCAUCCUCAUCGAUGAACCUGAGAAGAGAAGAAUAAAGACACACAGAGAGACUGUUCACAACCUAAGAAUCCGCUCUAUUUUGGGAUACGUGUGUUUUUUCUUCACUGUGUUCAUUUUCUCGGAGGAUUUCAGUACAGUUUAGUGCAACAUGUAGAGAAUAAAUGACAUUUAAAGAUCUGCAGCAGCUCCCUCGUUGCUGUUAUAAUCAUAGCUGGGGUUUUUUAGAAGAAAACAUUAUAUUAUAUGAAGAAAAUGUUACUUUAAUCAUCAGCAGCAUGGCUUUAUAAACAGUAAUAAUGGUAAUACUCAUUACAGACACGGAGCCGUCUCAACACAACACACAGCCCCAUCUGUCUCAAAUAAAAUUAAUUUAUUUACAAA